AUGGCAACCGGGAUCCCCCAGUCGUUUGCCAUGGCUAUUGACGAGGGGUCCAAAGAUGAUCCAAAGACUACAACGACCCCAACUCUGACCGGCGCAGAGACGAGAGACGGAAAUCACACUCAGAGGGUUGGCGCGUCUUCAUAUGCGAACGCAGUUAUUGGAACAACGGCGAAAGCCAUUACAGCUACGCACCGGCAGGUCUGGGUACCGGUCGAUGAUCACGAUUUGAUUCCCGGAGACUUCAAUGGGGAACCGGCUUUGAGGGUUUCCACAGGGUUCAAAAGUAAACUUUGUGAACCAUGGCAGAAAACCCUUAGAAUGAACAGGAUAAAGGCUCUUACGGAUGGACCGUGGGUGAUUUUUUAUCAUUAUAUCGCGGUUAAACAAUGGACGCCAAAGUUCAGAGUCUCCGAUCCUCUGCCAAGGAAGAUGAUUGUUUGGGUUCAACUUCCGGCUCUUCAAGUGCAUUUCUACAAUAGGGAAGUCUUGAUCUUGAUUGAGAACUUGAUUGGUCGUACAAUCAAAUUAGAUUACCACACUCUAAAUCAACAGCGUGCAAAGUUUGCCCGUCUGGCAGUCGAAGUAGACCUUUCCAAGCCACUCAUUCCAAGAAUUUACUUAGAUGAUGAAUGGCAGCGCAUUGAGUAUGAGAAUCUGUCGGUGGUUUGUUUUGACUGUGGAAAAAUCGGACAUGCCUCUUUGACAUGCCCAAAAUAUGUCGUCGUGGUUCAAUACCCCCAAGUUGUCAUCACCGGUGAGACCUCGCAGGAUUUUGGAUGCCCGACGCCGACGUCGACGCCUGAGUCAAUGGCAGGUUUUGGCCCUUGGAUGCUUGUUACCAAAAAAUCCAAGCGGAACUCAAGGGGCAACGUCGGGAAAGUUAAGGAAGAAUUUGUGCCUGGAAGA
This is a messenger RNA of Linum tenue, 906 nucleotides long. The record is from the annotation of a GenBank genome assembly. NCBI's taxonomy places the organism in Eukaryota, Viridiplantae, Streptophyta, Magnoliopsida, Malpighiales, Linaceae.